Molecule: messenger RNA, 678 nt
Organism: Lycium barbarum (goji berry)
Lineage: Eukaryota; Viridiplantae; Streptophyta; Magnoliopsida; Solanales; Solanaceae
Product: protein LEAD-SENSITIVE 1-like
Exons: 2
Coding region: 67-564 (165 amino acids)
Source: RefSeq, a predicted model, not a curated record
UUUUUGUUGUCUGUUGCUACUGACAAUUUGUGUUGGAGAAGGAAAAAAAAAAAUAGACCAAGAAGGAUGAAAAAGUUUCUGUUUAACGAGAUCAAGAGUGAGGACCUCAAGAUCGGAGAUCACAUUUACACGUGGCGACACGGCUAUCUUUACGUCCACCAUGGAAUAUAUAUUGGUGAUGGGAUAGUGAUCCAUUUCACCCCGGCAGCUGGUCGGGAGAUAGGAACAGGAACACUCAUCAAUCGUUUCAUCUUCAGCUCAUCUCCCUCUCGUCGCUCUGAAUCCGAAUGUCCAAGAUGUGGUGAUCAUCCAAGGAACGACGGCGUCAUCUCUUCAUGCCUGGAAUGCUUCCUCUCUGGUGGUAAACUAUACCGUUUUCGUUAUGGUGCCUCACCAGGACUCUGUGUUGCCCAAGUUCGAGGAACGUGCACUUUUGCCCGUUCUGAUCCCUGCGAGGAUGUCCUCCACCGUGCUGAAACUCUUCUCAAUAACGGUUUUGGAAACUAUAACCUUUUCAAGAACAACUGUGAGGAUUUCGCGAUCUACUGCAAGACUGGUAUGUAACAUAUUUUUUCACCCUUACCCUCUGUUUGGAUGGUUGUUUCACGUGGUUCAUUAAUGUACAGUAUGGUGUUAUAUUGUAUUGUACUGUAUUAAUGAACACAAUGUUUGGAUAGA